UUAUAAAUAAACCUUGGAAGAUUGACAUGGCUCCAUAUCAAGAUGUGGUCCGCUUUAGUGGUGUUGUCGCUGGUUGGGUGUGCGGUGGCUGGUCCUCCUGUCACCAGGUCCAGGAAGGACAUUGAAGGGUUCAGGGCUUACUUGGAGAGGAGCAGGACAGAUGAUGGACUGCGCCUAGACUCACGUAUGCUGAUCAGCCCUAAAGCGUCCGCGUGGGAGAACAGUGGCAAGUUCCAGGGCGACAUACUCCUCAAUGAUGAGCAGGCUGAGCUCCUGAUGCAGGAGUAUGCUGGAGUAGGAGGCAGGAACGCGUACAUCUGGCCCAACACCAGGUGGCCAUCUAACACCAUCGUCUAUGACUUUAACAAUGAGUUCACAACCGCCCAAAUAAACGCGAUCUACGCAGCGAUGAGGGAGAUCACGGCAAGGACUUGCAUCAGGUUCCGUCGCAGAACGGCUUCUGACCGUAACUACGUUUUAGUCACUGGAAGGUCUGACGGCUGCUACGCCAACGUGGGCUACUGGGCGAGCAUGGGCGUCCACACCCUGAACUUGGCUCGUGCCAACCCCGGCCAGGGCUGCUUCACCCAUACUAUCAUUAUCCACGAAUGGAUCCAUGUCAUCGGGUUCAUGCACAUGCAUUCUACCCAUAACAGAGACACCUACGUUCGUCUGCUGUGGCAAAAUAUGAUACCAGGUAUGGAGUACGCAUUUGAGAGGUACGGAACCAAUGUCGUGCACAACAUGGGUCUGCCUUACGAGUAUGCCAGCAACAUGCACUACGAUAGAUUCGGGUUCAGUCGCAACGGACAACCGACUAUGCUGCCUAUCUUCAACGACAACAAUCAAAUGGGCCAACUGCAGUUCGUGACCGGCUGGGACUGGCUGAGGGUCAACAGGCAUUACAACUGUCCCGGAGCCUGGAGCACUCCCAUCAAUGCUGAGGAACUCUCCAAGGGAACCUAUCUGCAUGAGUACAAGGGUAAAGAGGACGCUGCACUCGAGGAUCUGCCUCAAGGAGAUGUAGUUGAAGAUUUGCCGCAAGAAGAAGUACUGGCUGCUGAUAUGCCCCAAGAUUUUGAAGAGGAAAAAGUAUAUGUAGUUGAAAACUAAGUCUUUCUAAAAAAAAAAAUAUUUUUUUAUUUAACGUUAAAAUUUCGUUAAAAUGUUGUAAACCUUUCUUGAAAUAAAAA
Helicoverpa zea (corn earworm) is the source of this 1193-nucleotide messenger RNA. Its product is annotated as zinc metalloproteinase nas-4-like. Lineage: Eukaryota; Metazoa; Arthropoda; Insecta; Lepidoptera; Noctuidae. The record is from RefSeq and is a predicted model, not a curated record. Bases 43 to 1113 code for a protein of 356 amino acids. The transcript has 6 exons. Gene Ontology annotation, biological process: proteolysis. Gene Ontology annotation, molecular function: zinc ion binding; metalloendopeptidase activity.